Tachyglossus aculeatus (Australian echidna) is the source of this 939-nucleotide messenger RNA. Its product is annotated as vegetative cell wall protein gp1-like. The record is from RefSeq and is a predicted model, not a curated record. The transcript has 8 exons. Bases 1 to 939 code for a protein of 312 amino acids. Lineage: Eukaryota; Metazoa; Chordata; Mammalia; Monotremata; Tachyglossidae.
AUGCAGCAGCGCAGGCAGCCAAUGAGCGUCAACCCUCGCCGCAGGCAGCCAAUGAGCGUCAGCCCUCGACGGCUCCAUCCCCGCCCCCUUCAGUCCCUCGCUGGUCACGCCCCCUCGGCGCAGAUAGCCAAUGAGCGUGAGCCCCCGCUGCAGACAGCCAAUGAGCGUCAGGCUCCGCCUCUCCUUCCCCGCCCUCCCUCCCUCCCUGCUCCCUUCCCCUCGGUGCAGCCCCUCCCUGGUCCCUCCCCCUCGUCGCGGGCAGCCAAUAAACGUCAGCCCCCGCCAAAGACAGCCAAUGAACGUCAGGCUCCGCCGCUCCUUCCCCGCCCUCCUCAGCCCCAGCCCUCCAGUCCCUUGCUGCUCCCGCCCCCUUGGCGCAGCCCCUCCCUGGUCCCGCCCCCUCAGCGCGGGCAGCCAAUGAGCGCCAGCCCCCGCCGCAGGGAACCAAUGAACGUCAGCUCCUUUCCCGCCCUCCCCUUCCACCCUUGUGCCCCAUCUCUCGGUUUCCUCCCUGCUCCCGCCCCCUCGGCGCAGGCAGCCAAUGAGCCUCUCCCUGGUCCCGCCCCCUCGGCGCGGACAGCCAAUGAGCGUGAGGCCCCCACGCAGCCAGCCAAUGAGCGUCAGGCUCCGCCGUCAGACUCCGCCUCUCCUUCCCCGCCCUCCUCGGCCCCUCCCCUCCAGUCCCUCGCUGGUCCCGCCCCCUCGGCGCGGGCAGCCAAUGAGCCGCAGCCCCUCCGUGGUCCCGCCCUCUCGGCGCAGACGGCCAAUGAGCGCGAGAGCCCGCCGCAGCCAGCCAAUGAGCGCCAGGCUCUGCCUUCCAUGGCCCCGCCUCCUGGGCGCGAGCAGCCAAUGAGCGUCCGUCGGGCCGCCCCGCCCUCCAGCCCGGGACGGAGGCCGGGCGCCGCCGCCGCCGCCGGGGCGUCUAGCGCAGAGCCCUGA